This is a messenger RNA of Brassicogethes aeneus, 1565 nucleotides long. The record is from the annotation of a GenBank genome assembly. Lineage: Eukaryota; Metazoa; Arthropoda; Insecta; Coleoptera; Nitidulidae.
GUCGGGUUGAAAUAUUAAAAAAGUAAUUUUUAUUUUAUUUUUGGCACCGUUUUUCUUCAACAUUGCCCUUCUCGUAGUUUAAGUUGAUUUUAGAUAUAUUACCGUAAUAUAUUAUUUUUAGUCGUAAAAAUUUGGUGAAACAGAAAGACUUUGAAACGUAAUAAGUGGCUCCAAAAUAUACUUUUGUCAGCUUAAAAUGAACACUUAACGAAACUGGUAACAAAUUUUAAAUUAUUUCGUGAAUUUUAGCGUAAGAUUAUAUAAGAAAAAUUCGUGCACACAACAAAAACAAUGGAUUUAAAAGCAAUAAUUUACGCCUUCGUAAAAGGAUUUUACGACAGUUUGAGUGGAAUGAUAACGAUUUUUAAAUUAAAUAAAGAAAUAAACCAGAAAUUAAGACAUUCACCUUCCAGACAAAAUGUUUUGAUUAGACAAAAAUCAACAUCGAAAGAGACCACUCCUGUAAGAGAAACCAAACAUGAAGAAGACUCCAUAUUAAUGAAAACAAUGUCUUGUGGAUGCCUAAAUGGGGCCAUAUUUCUAGCCAGUGUUCUUAUAUUUGACUAUGUUAUUCUGAGGGUUUUAAAGUAUUGGAUCGGAGAGAAUAAUAGCUUUAUACUUUUACCAAGAAUGCUGUACAAUAUUAUGUAUCUUAUACCUUUGUAUAUAGUCUGCAAAGUCAUCAAUGUUGUCUGGUUUCAAGAUAUAGCAGAUUCAGCUUACAAACAUGUCCGGGGAAGACCAAAAUACACAAAAUUCAGCAACCUAGUUGCAGAUUCUGUAUUUAGCUUGUUAAUACAAACGCUUUUUUUAAUUCAAGCAUCUUUGACAAGUUAUUUGCCUAUUAAGUAUGUAGGUUACACACUAUCAAUGAUACAGAUGUGUAUGCUAUAUGCUUUGUAUGCUUUUGAAUAUAAAUGGUGCAAUAUGGGAUGGGAAUUGCAUAGAAGAUUGACUUUCAUUGAGAAUAAUUGGCCCUACUUUAUUGGUUUUGGAUUGCCCCAAGCUGUGCUUACUCAACUAAGUGAUUCCUGGAUGAUAAGUGGUGGAGUUUUUGCUGUGCUUUUUCCAUUCUUUAUAGUAAGCGCAACUGGGGCCAAUCCCCUUGUAAAUUCAAGUGAUUUUUCUCUACAUUUCUUUGCACCUGUGAUACACAUAUCGAAUGCAAUUUUCAAGCAUAGUGUGGCAGCUCAAACAAAACCAACAAAUUACAAUCCACCCAGGAGUUCAACCUCAACCCCAACUAGAAGAUGAAAGAACCAUAAAAUGUAGAUAGCAAACAAAACAAAUAAUAAAUAUUUAUAGGUGAAUGUUAUUUUUUGAAAAAUAUAUUUGUGAUUUAUUUAGUGAGGGCUCUAUGCAUAGAUGAUUGGAUUUUUUAUUUUUUAAAUGACAUUUUAUAUAUUUUGGCAAGUUGAGUGUACAAUAAAAAGUUUUUGUACACUUUAUAUUUGGUAUAAAUGGGAGCUUGUAACUAGGUAAUAUUUUAGGUAAUUAUUGUUAAUACUUUGAAAUCAUUAUUCUUCUAUAUCUAAGCUUAUUUUUUGAUAAAUGGAUAGUUUCUG